Messenger RNA from Dioscorea cayenensis subsp. rotundata (Guinea yam), 7225 nucleotides. Its product is annotated as protein PHOTOPERIOD-INDEPENDENT EARLY FLOWERING 1. Lineage: Eukaryota; Viridiplantae; Streptophyta; Magnoliopsida; Dioscoreales; Dioscoreaceae. The record is from RefSeq and is a predicted model, not a curated record. Bases 494 to 6676 code for a protein of 2060 amino acids. Gene Ontology annotation, molecular function: ATP binding; ATP-dependent chromatin remodeler activity; histone binding. Gene Ontology annotation, cellular component: Swr1 complex. The transcript is spliced from 21 exons.
CUUCGAUCUUCGCCAGCACCCCUCUCUUUGCUCGCGCUCCCCCUCGAGAAACCCUAGCUUCGUCGUGCUCCACCUCUCCCUCCUCACCUCGGCGCGGCCCUCUACGCUCCCUCCGGAUCCGCUUCCAGCCCUUAUCGUUGCCGUCGAUCGCGUCCUCUCGUUCUCCGCGUCGCGCGCCGCACUCUCCGCCCGCUGCCGGCAUCGCCAGCACGCAGGGCUUCCGAAGUUCGAAGAAAGACAAGAUUAUAGUCUUGAAGGCUUGCGAGACUCUGAGGAGGACCCCAUUUUGAAUAUAUUCAUCAUUUAGUGUCGCGACUGUGAGAGGGUUCUUCUUUGCUUCGUGGCUGUUUCCUUGGUGCAGAGGAAGGAUUUGGAUUGCCGGCUAAUUCCCUGUUAUUAUUUUACAAGUUAUGAUGCUGCUGCAUCUUAAAAUAGGUCAAGUUAUCCUGCUACAUGCAACAUACAUCAGGAUGUAGGGCCAGAUAACGAAGUAAUGGCCUCAAAGGGUCCUAGAUCAAAGCUAGAUCAUGACACAAGAGCCAGACGCCAAAAGGCUCUUGAAGCCCCCAAAGAACCACCUCGACCUAAGGCUCAUUGGGACCAUGUUUUGGAAGAAAUGGUUUGGCUAUCAAAGGAUUUUGAGUCCGAAAGAAAAUGGAAAUUGACGCAGGCCAAGAAGGUCGCUGUAAGAGCCAGUAAGAGCAUUCUUGAGCAUGCAACAAGAGGAGAAAAGAAAGUGAAGGAAGAGGAACAACGAAUGAGAAAAGUUGCAGCUAACAUUUCAAAGGAUGUGAAGAAAUUUUGGAUGAAAAUAGAGAAGCUGGUUCUGUACAAGCAUCAACUCGAGCUGGAAGAAAGAAAGAAGAAGGCAUUAGAUAAGCAGCUAAAUUUUCUUCUAGGUCAAACUGAAAGGUAUUCUACCAUGUUAGCUGAAAACCUUGUAGAUAAACCCAAUUCUUUUAAACAAGCUCCUGUAGAUAGUGGAAUAGAACAAACAUGCAUAUUGGAUGGGGAAAGGGAUAAAAAUGGCCCGACAGAAAGCACUCCAGAGCCUGUAAAUCAUUUAGUAAAAAUGGAAAGUGAUGAUGAUUAUGGUUUGCAAUCUGAAGAUGAACCGGGGGAUGAUGAGCAAACAAUUGAUGAAGAUGAGGCCCUCAUAACUGAAGCAGAACGGGAAGAAGAAUUAGCUGCUUUGCAGAAUGAGGCUGAUCAACCACUUGAGGAGAUUCUCAAAAGCUACAUGAACAACACAGUGAGCAGGGAAGUCAGUCCAGAAGGGGUUCAAGAUGUCACUGAACCAGUUAUGAAGCCAAAAGAUCACAUUAAUGAUUCAUGGAACCAAGUAAAUGGAUCGAAGCAUGCUGAGGAAUCAGUUGAUGCUGCUCAUCAAAUUACAGGCGUUGAGGAGCAUCACUCUCUUGACAGGACAAUUCAAAACAGAAAAUUGCUCAAUUCCAAUCAUCUGCAUCAUAUGGACAGCAAUGGUAAGAAUUCCUGCUUGGAGGGAAACUUCGGUAUAAAGAAAUUGCAAUCUAAAUCUCAGCCAACAAAUUUGAAUACAACAGACAAGGAAUAUUUGCCUCAUAGUUCUGAUGAUGAAAGGGAUGAUGAGACAACAUUGUCAGAAGAGGAAAAAUUGGCAGAUGAAGAAGCACAAAAUCCUCUAGAUGAGAUCAAGUUACUCGAAGCAGAAAGUGACGUUCCUCUUGCUGAAUUGCUUGCAAGGUAUAGGAAGGAUGCUGAAACUGUUUAUAACUCUGCUGAAUCUGAAUGUGCUUGCUCAAGUUCGGAUGAUCUAGUAGAUAAAGUUUCAAAUCAGGAUUUUCAAUGCAAAACUUCAUAUGGCCCAUCUAAUGAAGAUCCACUUGACUUAGAAAAUUCUGCUAAACUCAAUGAGGGAGAUGUUCACAUUGAUGAAGUAGAAGUGGAGAACAAUAGCUUGCUAGAAAGGAGGGAGGGAGAGGAUAUAAUUGCUGAUGCUGCUGCUGCCGCAAGAUCAGCACAACCAACGGGUAACACUUACUCAACAACGAAAGUCCGUACAAAAUUGCCUUUCCUUUUAAAGCAUUCUCUACGUGAAUACCAGCAUAUUGGUUUGGAUUGGCUGGUUACAAUGUAUGAAAAGAGGCUCAAUGGAAUUCUAGCGGAUGAAAUGGGUUUGGGGAAGACAAUCAUGACCAUUGCACUUUUGGCACACUUAGCAUGCGAGAAAGGAAUUUGGGGUCCUCAUCUCAUUGUAGUACCAACCAGUGUCAUGCUUAAUUGGGAAACAGAAUUUCUGAAAUGGUGUCCUGCUUUUAAAAUACUGACAUACUUUGGGAGUGCAAAGGAAAGAAAGCAUAAACGUCAAGGCUGGUUGAAGCUGAAUUCCUUUCAUGUAUGCAUCACUACGUACCGACUGGUUAUACAAGAUUCAAAAGUAUUCAAGCGAAAGAAGUGGAAAUACCUUAUCCUAGAUGAAGCUCAUUUAAUAAAGAACUGGAAGUCUCAGAGAUGGCAAACACUAUUAAAUUUUAAUUCAAAGCGUCGGAUUUUAUUGACAGGGACACCGCUGCAAAAUGACCUCAUGGAACUCUGGUCUUUGAUGCAUUUUUUGAUGCCUCAUAUUUUUCAGUCGCACCAGGAAUUUAAAGAUUGGUUUAGUAAUCCAAUAUCUGGGAUGGUUGAGGGUCAAGAGAAAGUUAACAAAGAAGUUGUAGAUAGGUUGCACAAUGUCCUUCGACCUUUCAUACUGAGGAGGCUGAAACGAGAUGUGGAGAAACAACUUCCGAAGAAGUUUGAGCAUGUUAUUUAUUGCAGGCUUUCGAAAAGGCAAAGAAAUCUGUAUGAAGAUUUCAUUGCCAGCUCAGAGACACAAGCAACACUAGCAAGUGCAAAUUAUUUUGGCAUGAUAAGUGUUAUAAUGCAACUCCGUAAGGUUUGUAACCAUCCAGAUCUCUUUGAAGGUAGACCUAUUAUAAGUUCAUAUGACAUGGCUGGUAUCAACAUGCAACUGAGCUCAUUGAUUUCUACUAUGUUCUCACCUGGUCCAUUUUCUGAAGUUGAUCUCAAAGGAUGCAAUUUCGUCUUCACCCAGCAUGACUUUAACAUGACUUCUUGGGAGACUGAUGAAGUUGCAGCGAUUGCUUCUUCUUCAAAAUUUCUGAUUGAUUCUCAUUCAAAGGCUUUAAAUCAAGCUCUGUUUUACAUUAAAAAAAAUGGCAUUGAAAAGUGUAAUCAUGAAUCAAACAUAUUUGAAGAGUUUCAUAAGGCUCUUUUGGAGGAAAGGUUGAAAGAGUCAAAGGCAAGGGCAGCUACAAUUGCUUGGUGGAAUUCUUUCCGAUGCAAAAAGAGGCCAAUAUAUGGAACUGAUUUAAGGGAACUUGUUACUGUCAAGCAUCCUGUUUUUAAUGUUCAUGAUCAGAAGAAUAAUCCCUCAUGUUACUUAGAUUUCUCAUCCAAACUAGCUGACAUUAUCUUAUCUCCGGUUGAACGCUUGUUGGUGUUUGUUGGGCUGCUUGAGUCUUUUAUGUUUGCAAUCCCUGCUGCUCGAGCCCCUUUUCCCACUUGUUGGUGCAGUAGAGGAAGAUCCCCUGUUCUUUUUGAACCAUCUUACAUUGGCAAAUGCACAGAAGUCUUUGCUCCCCUUCUGACACCUAUCAGGCCUGCCAUUGUUCGAAGGCAAGUUUAUUUCCCUGAUAGGCGUCUGAUACAAUUCGACUGUGGAAAGUUGCAGGAGCUUGCUACCUUACUAAGGCGAUUGAAAUCUGAAGGCCACCGGGCAUUAAUUUUUACGCAGAUGACAAAAAUGCUUGAUAUCUUGGAGGCUUUCAUUAAUUUAUAUGGUUAUACAUACAUGCGUUUAGAUGGUUCCACACAACCGGAAGAGAGGCAAACACUCAUGCAGCGGUUCAAUACAAAUCCGAAAUUUUUCCUUUUCAUUUUAUCCACUCGUAGUGGAGGUGUGGGAAUUAAUCUAGUUGGGGCAGACACAGUUAUCUUCUAUGACAGUGACUGGAAUCCUGCUAUGGACCAACAAGCACAAGAUAGAUGCCACAGAAUUGGACAGACACGAGAAGUGCACAUUUAUCGACUUAUUAGUGAGAGUACUAUCGAGGAGAACAUUUUGAAGAAAGCAAAUCAGAAGCGAGUCCUAGAUGAUUUGGUCAUACAAGGUGGUAGCUACAACACAGAGUUCUUUAAAAAGCUGGAUCCAAUGGAACUAAUCUCUGGCCAUAGAGCCCUCCCUCCUGAAAAUUUACGUAAAGGGACCUCUGAAAUUCCUGAACUUUCUCAUAGUACAAUGGGAGCAGAUUUAUCCAAUGCAGAUGUUGAAGCUGCUAUCAAACAUGCUGAAGAUGAAGCAGAUUAUAUGGCUCUUAAAAGAGUUGAGCAGGAAGAGGCUGUGGAUAAUCAAGAGUUCACUGAGGAGGCAAUUGGGAGGUUAGAAGAUGAUGAUUUACUUAAUGAGGAUGAUAUAAAGGCUGACGACAGGGGUCAUGAGGAACAGGGCUUCUGGGCUUCUGUUACAAGCAAGAACACUGAUGUCACCACCCCAUUUGAGGGUGGUGAAAAUGAAGAAAAUGCUUUGGCAUUGGCUGAGGGUGAUGAAGACAUUGACAUGUUAGCUGAUGUGAAGCAAAUGGCAGCUGUGGCUGUGGCAGCUGGUCAUGCAAGCUCAUCAUUUGAAAAUCAGCUUCGACCAAUUGAUAGAUAUGCAAUGAGGUUUUUGGAUCUCUGGGAUCCAAUAAUAGACAAAUCUGUAAUAGAUCUUCAGGUUAAUCUUCAGGAGGAAGAGUGGGAGCUUGAUCGAAUUGAGAAACUCAAGGAUGAGUUGGAAGCAGAAAUUGAUGAGGACCACGAACCUUUUCUAUAUGAAAGAUGGGAUGCAGAUUUUGCAACUACAGCAUAUCGGCAGCAUGUGGAAACUUUAGCUCAGCGUCAGUUGAUGGAAGAACAAGAAUGCGAAGAUCAAAUGGAAAAUGAUGGUGGAGAUGAAAAUUGUGAUGUGGCUAGGAGGGAGGCUUCUGAUGAACGCAAGCAGAAGUCAAAAAAGAAACAGAAGAAGACAAAGUUCAAAUCUCUGAAGAAAGGACCUCUAGCAUCUGAACUGGACACAGUACAUGAGGAACCUUUGUUAGAUUUUAUUUCUGAUGAUGACAAGGCACAUUCUCUGGGUUUCACCAGUCCUGAGUCACCACCAUGCUCACCUGUUAAGAAAAAGAGGAAGAAGGCUACACCUGCACCCUACGAAGAAAGGAGUUCAAAGAAAAAUUCAAAGAAACGAAAGAGAACUGCUGACUGCAACCAUGUUAUAGCCAACUCGUUUGUGAAGCAACAUGUACAAACAAAGGACUUGGAUAUUGGGGAGGGAAUUAAUGAUUUUGACCUCAGGCCAUCUAGCCGAGUGAAGGUUGGUGGCAAAGUCUCCAUCAUAACUAUGCCUGUGAAACGUGUCUUGGUGGUCAGGCCAGAAAGGUUAAAAAAGAGAGGACAUGUUUGGUCAAAAGAUUGCUUUCCGCCACCAGAUGCUUGGUCAUCAAGUGAGGAUGCCAUGUUGUGUGCGGCCGUACAUGAGUAUGGCACAAACUGGAGUCUUGUUAGCGAUGUUCUUUAUGACAUUCCUGGUGGUGGAUAUCAUAGAGGGAGGUUUCGCCAUCCUGUACAUUGUUGUGAGAGAUUUCGUGAGCUUUUUUAUAAAUAUGUUACGUCUACCACAGACAAUUCGAACACUGAGAAGAUCAAUUCUUCAGGAUCUGGGAAGGCUCUCCUUAAAGUAACUGAGGAUCAUGUACGGACAAUGCUAGCAGUGACCAGCGAGCUGGCUGACAAUGAGUUGCUUCUUCAGAAACAUUAUGUUGCUGUGCUUGCUUCUGUAUGGAGGGCUAAGUACCGCACUGAUCGAUGUCAAACCGUGGCUUCUCAAAAUGGCUUUCAUUCAAAUAGGUUUUUAGGGUAUUUAUCUGGAAGAAUGCCUAGAAGACUGACUGAGAACUCAAACUUGGUGGGUUUAAGGAAGAGCAUGAAGCUCAUACUGAUGGCCCUUAAUGAUGCAGAUAAGAGGGAGAAUCAAGGAGAAUUUCCAGUUUCUAGACAAGCAGAGGCUCCUGCUAGAGAUCAGUUGGAUUUGACAUUAGACUUCCCUGUUGACAAAGAAAACCAAGAAAAUGAUUUCCCACCAACCAUUACCGUGUCUAUUUCCGAGGAUGAUCAUCCAUCACAGUCAGCAGAAGGAACUCAUGAGUCAACGCUGCUAUCUGAACAUUCUGUCAGAGUUGCUGAGAAUCGAUUGAGGCUGUCAUCAGAGGCUUGCUUUGAAGGUGAGGCUCGAGGGUGGGCAUCAGCAGCUUUUCCCACCAGUGAUGUUGUCAGGUAUAAACCUGGCAUGAAGUCUCAAUCUCUAGGCAAGCACAAAUCUGUUUCAGAUUCAGCCAAGCCUCCAAAAUCCAAGGUUUUAAGGGUAGCAGAAUCAAACGAAGAUUGUACUGCGUUGACAAGUGGACCUCUUGCUCCUUCAAGUAUUAUGGAUUGGCCCAGCUCGCCUUGCCAGAACAACUCAUGGGAUGAUGAUCUUGGCACCUCCUUCACUAUGGAUGUGCCUCUGCAAGACACUAUUUCCCCACAUGAGUUUGAUCCAAAUUUCAUCACAGGCCUUGAAGACCUUGGAUCGUUACUGGAUAUUACAGAUGUCGGAUGAGGUUUAGUAAGCUGUGUUUGAGCUUAUGUAUCUCAUUCGGAAAAACCAUCUGCACCCAGAAUCUGGUCGGUUUUGAGCAUUUUGACAACAAUUUUGCAACUGAUCUGCUAAUUGGACUUUUACAGGUCAAAAGACAGAUGGCAAAGCACAGGAAAACAUAAAGACUUGCAUUUUUCAUGCUGGUUGGAUGGUAUGGGAUGGGGUUCUGGCUGCUUACAUAGAAAUGUAUAGUAGCGUAGGUUUUAGUGAUGUAAUAUAGUUUUCCCCCUUUUUUUUAAUCUCUUUAGGAAAAUCUUGUAAUUCAUUACAACAGCUGAUCUGCUUCUUUUCAUGAGGAAUUUUAUACUGGGUUGAUGCCCAGAAAAAAAAAAAGAGAGGAGUAAAUGAUGGCCGUUUAUUUUCUAAUUCAAGGGAAGAUGUCAUGCUUUCUUUGUGAAGAGUAGAUGACCUGCUCUAACUUUGACUUCUUGUUGAAGGGUAGAUUGUGUCCUGACUAUCCAGAUUGAUGAAUGACAAAUAUAUGGUCUACAGAUUAAAGUAGUUAUUUUU